AUGCCGGAACUGACCAAUGUCCUGCUCUUCGCCCUGCUGCCGGUCCUCGGCAACUUCAUAGGGGCGAUAAGUAUCGAAUUUCACGUCGCGUCAUCGCGCAUGGUCAGCCACGCGCUCCAUGCUGCGGUCGGGGUCGUCCUGGCGAUCGUGACGAUCGAACUCAUGCCGCGCGGACUCGCCGUGACUGAAAACUGGCAGACCGGCCUGGCGUUCGGGCUGGGAGGACUUGGCUAUAUCAUGCUCAUGAAGGCGGUCAGCUUCGUCCUAAGCCGACCGGGUUCGAACGCCGGUUCGAGCACAUGGAUGGUCUAUAUCGCCGUCGGCGUGGACCUUUUUAGCGAUGGGCUCAUGAUCGGGGCCGGCAGCGCGGUUUCGCCCGGUCUCGGAUUGCUGCUUGCCCUGGGGCAGUUGCUCGCCGAUUUCCCCGAGGGCUAUGCCACCUUCGCGAACCUCCAAGCCAGGAAAGUGUCACGCAAGACCCGGUUCGUGCUUUCUGCCGCGCUCGUCCUGCCCGCGACCAUCGCCGCGCUGAUCUCUUUCCUCGUGCUGCGGGAUAUGGCCGAAUGGGUGCAGACUUCGGCACUUGUCGCGGUAGCGGGCAUCCUCACGAUCGCCGCUAUCGAGGACAUGAUGGGAGAGGCCCAUGAAAGCGCCGAAGACCGGACCGGCUCCAUCCUGGCGUUUAUUGGCGGGUUCGUUCUGUUCAGCCUGGUCACGACGGAAUAG
Molecule: messenger RNA, 726 nt
Organism: Symbiodinium necroappetens
Lineage: Eukaryota; Dinophyceae; Suessiales; Symbiodiniaceae
Source: the annotation of a GenBank genome assembly